Molecule: messenger RNA, 5343 nt
Organism: Dipodomys spectabilis (banner-tailed kangaroo rat)
Lineage: Eukaryota; Metazoa; Chordata; Mammalia; Rodentia; Heteromyidae
Gene: Nalcn
Product: sodium leak channel, non-selective
Exons: 43
Coding region: 1-5220 (1739 amino acids)
Biological process (GO): transmembrane transport; monoatomic ion transport
Cellular component (GO): membrane
Molecular function (GO): monoatomic cation channel activity
Source: RefSeq, a predicted model, not a curated record
AUGCUGAAAAGGAAGCAGAGUUCCAGGGUGGAGGCCCAGCCAGUCACUGACUUUGGUCCCGAUGAGUCUCUGUCUGACAAUGCUGACAUACUCUGGAUCAACAAGCCAUGGGUGCACUCGCUGCUGCGCAUCUGUGCCAUCAUCAGCGUCAUCUCGGUUUGCAUGAACACGCCCAUGACCUUCGAGCACUAUCCUCCUCUUCAGUAUGUGACCUUCACUUUGGAUACUUUAUUGAUGUUUCUCUACACAGCAGAGAUGAUAGCAAAAAUGCACAUCCGGGGAAUCGUCAAGGGAGAUAGCUCCUAUGUGAAAGACCGCUGGUGUGUUUUCGAUGGAUUUAUGGUCUUUUGCCUGUGGGUUUCAUUGGUGUUACAGGUGUUUGAAAUCGCUGACAGAGUGGAUCAGAUGUCACCCUGGGGUAUGCUGCGAAUCCCACGGCCACUCAUCAUGAUCCGGGCCUUCCGGAUUUAUUUCCGAUUUGAACUGCCAAGGACCAGAAUUACAAAUAUUUUAAAGCGAUCAGGAGAACAAAUAUGGAGUGUUUCAAUAUUCCUACUUUUCUUUCUACUUCUUUAUGGAAUUUUAGGAGUUCAGAUGUUUGGGACAUUUACCUAUCACUGCGUAGUGAAUGACACAAAACCAGGGAACGUAACCUGGAAUAGCUUAGCCAUCCCUGAUACACACUGCUCUCCAGAGCUAGAAGAAGGCUACCAAUGCCCACCGGGAUUUAAAUGCAUGGACCUGGAAGAAUUGGGCCUUAGCAGGCAAGAGCUGGGCUACAGUGGCUUUAAUGAGAUAGGCACCAGCAUAUUCACCGUCUAUGAAGCGGCCUCCCAGGAAGGCUGGGUCUUCCUCAUGUAUCGCGCCAUUGACAGCUUCCCCCGCUGGCGGUCCUACUUCUACUUCAUCACUCUGAUUUUCUUCCUCGCCUGGCUUGUUAAGAACGUGUUUAUUGCUGUCAUCAUUGAGACCUUUGCAGAAAUCAGAGUCCAGUUUCAACAAAUGUGGGGAUCACGAAGCAGCACGACCUCUACAGCCACUACGCAGAUGUUUCACGAAGAUGCUGCUGGUGGUUGGCAGCUGGUAGCUGUGGAUGUCAACAAGCCCCAGGGACGCGCCCCAGCCUGCCUCCAGAAAAUGAUGCGGUCAUCAGUGUUCCACAUGUUUAUUCUGAGCAUGGUGACCGUGGAUGUGAUUGUGGCAGCCAGUAACUACUACAAAGGAGAAAGAUUCAGAUCACAGUAUGAUGAGUUCUACCUUGCAGAGGUGGCUUUUACUGUACUUUUUGAUUUGGAGGCACUGCUGAAGAUAUGGUGUCUGGGAUUCACUGGAUAUAUUAGCUCAUCUCUUCACAAAUUUGAGCUGCUCCUGGUCAUUGGAACUACUCUUCAUGUGUAUCCAGAUCUUUAUCAUUCUCAGUUCACAUACUUCCAGGUACUUCGAGUGGUUCGACUUAUUAAGAUUUCACCUGCAUUGGAAGACUUUGUAUACAAGAUAUUUGGCCCUGGAAAGAAGCUUGGGAGUUUGGUUGUUUUCACUGCCAGCCUCCUGAUUGUCAUGUCAGCCAUUAGCUUACAGAUGUUCUGCUUUGUUGAAGAACUGGACAGAUUUACGACUUUUCCAAGGGCAUUUAUGUCCAUGUUCCAGAUCCUCACCCAGGAAGGGUGGGUGGACGUAAUGGACCAGACUCUAAAUGCUGUGGGACACAUGUGGGCACCUGUGGUUGCCAUCUACUUCAUUCUCUACCAUCUCUUUGCAACUCUGAUUCUCCUGAGUUUGUUUGUGGCUGUUAUUUUGGACAACUUAGAACUUGAUGAAGACUUAAAGAAGCUUAAACAACUGAAACAAAGUGAGGCAAAUGCAGACACAAAAGAGAAGCUCCCACUACGCCUGAGAAUCUUUGAAAAGUUUCCCAACAGACCACAAAUGGUGAAAAUCUCAAAACUUCCUUCUGAUUUUACAGUUCCUAAAAUCAGGGAAAGUUUCAUGAAGCAGUUCAUUGAUCGCCAGCAACAGGACACUUGCUGCCUCUUCCGGAUUCUUCCUUCAGCCUCUUCCUCAUCAUGCGAUCACUCCAAACGGUCGGCAAUAGAAGACAACAAAUACAUUGAUCAAAAAUUUCGCAAGUCUGUUUUCAGCAUCAGGGCAAGGAACCUUCUGGAAAAGGAGACUGCAGUUACCAAGAUCCUAAGAGCUUGCACUCGACAGCGCAUGCUGAGCGGAUCAUUCGAGGGGCAGCCGGCGAAGGAGAGGUCAAUCCUCAGUGUCCAGCACCACAUCCGCCAGGAGCGCAGAUCAUUAAGACACGGCUCAAACAGCCAGAGGAUCAGCAGGGGGAAAUCGCUUGAAACUUUGACUCAAGAUCAUUCCAAUACAGUGAGAUACAGAAAUGCACAAAGAGAAGACAGUGAAAUCAAGAUGAUUCAGGAAAAAAAGGAGCAAGCUGAGAUGAAGAGGAAGGUGCAGGAAGAGGAACUGCGAGAGAACCACCCUUACUUCGACAAGCCGCUGUUUAUAGUGGGCCGGGAGCACAGGUUCAGAAACUUUUGCCGUGUGGUAGUCCGGGCACGCUUCAAUGCAUCGAAAACAGAUCCAGUCACGGGAGCUGUGAAAAUUACCAAGUACCAUCAACUCUAUGAUUUGCUGGGAUUAGUCACUUACCUGGACUGGGUCAUGAUCAUUGUAACCAUCUGCUCCUGCAUCUCCAUGAUGUUUGAAUCCCCCUUCCGAAGAGUCAUGCAUACGCCUACUUUGCAGAUCGCCGAGUACGUGUUUGUCAUCUUCAUGAGCAUUGAACUUAAUCUGAAGAUUAUGGCAGAUGGCUUAUUUUUCACUCCAACUGCUGUUAUCAGGGACUUUGGUGGAGUAAUGGAUAUAUUUAUUUAUCUUGUAAGCUUAAUAUUUCUUUGUUGGAUGCCUCAAAAUGUACCAGCUGAAUCUGGAGCCCAGCUCCUGAUGGUUCUUCGCUGCCUGAGGCCUCUACGGAUAUUCAAGCUGGUACCCCAGAUGAGGAAAGUGGUUCGAGAACUUUUCAGUGGGUUCAAGGAAAUUUUUCUGGUCUCCAUACUUCUGCUGACAUUAAUGCUUGUUUUUGCAAGUUUCGGAGUACAGCUUUUUGCUGGAAAACUAGCCAAGUGCAAUGAUCCCAACAUCAUCCGAAGGGAAGAUUGUAAUGGCAUAUUCAGGAUUAAUGUAAGUGUGUCCAAGAACUUAAAUUUAAAAUUAAGACCUGGAGAGAAAAAACCUGGAUUUUGGGUGCCACGUGUUUGGGCUAACCCUCGGAACUUUAAUUUUGACAAUGUGGGCAACGCUAUGCUGGCAUUGUUUGAAGUUCUGUCUUUGAAAGGCUGGGUAGAAGUGAGAGACGUAAUUAUUCACCGUGUGGGGCCGAUCCACGGAAUCUAUAUUCACGUUUUUGUAUUCCUGGGUUGCAUGAUUGGACUGACCCUUUUUGUUGGAGUAGUUAUUGCUAAUUUCAAUGAAAACAAGGGAACGGCUCUGCUGACCGUAGAUCAGAGAAGAUGGGAAGAUCUCAAGAGCAGACUGAAGAUCGCACAGCCUCUUCAUCUCCCACCUCGCCCCGAUAACGAUGGUUUUAGAGCGAAAAUGUAUGACAUCACCCAGCAUCCAUUUUUUAAGAGGACAAUUGCGCUGCUUGUCCUGGCCCAAUCCGUGCUGCUCUCCGUCAAGUGGGAUGUGGAGGACCCUGUGACAGUCCCUUUGGCAACAAUGUCGGUUGUCUUCACCUUCAUCUUUGUUCUGGAGGUGACUAUGAAGAUCAUAGCGAUGUCACCUGCUGGGUUCUGGCAAAGCAGAAGGAACCGAUAUGACCUCCUGGUGACGUCACUCGGCGUGGUGUGGGUGGUGCUUCACUUUGCUCUAUUGAAUGCAUAUACCUAUAUGAUGGGAGCGUGUGUGAUUGUCUUUAGGUUUUUCUCCAUCUGUGGGAAGCAUGUGACGCUGAAGAUGCUCCUCCUGACUGUGGUGGUCAGCAUGUACAAGAGCUUCUUUAUCAUAGUAGGAAUGUUCCUCUUGCUGUUAUGCUAUGCUUUUGCUGGAGUGGUUUUAUUUGGCACUGUGAAAUAUGGAGAGAACAUUAACAGGCAUGCAAAUUUUUCUUCAGCUGGCAAAGCUAUUACAGUUCUAUUCCGAAUUGUCACAGGUGAAGACUGGAACAAGAUUAUGCAUGAUUGCAUGGUUCAGCCUCCAUUCUGUACUCCCGAUGAAUUUACAUACUGGGCCACAGACUGUGGAAAUUAUGCUGGUGCACUCAUGUACUUCUGUUCAUUUUAUGUCAUCAUUGCCUACAUCAUGCUGAAUUUGCUUGUAGCGAUAAUUGUGGAGAAUUUCUCUUUGUUUUAUUCCACUGAGGAGGACCAGCUUUUAAGUUAUAAUGAUCUUCGCCACUUUCAAAUCAUCUGGAACAUGGUGGAUGAUAAAAGAGAGGGCGUGAUCCCCACUUUUCGAGUGAAGUUUCUGCUGAGACUGCUACGUGGGAGGCUGGAGGUGGACCUGGACAAAGACAAGCUCCUGUUUAAGCACAUGUGCUACGAGAUGGAGAGGCUGCACAACGGGGGCGACGUCACUUUCCACGACGUCCUGAGCAUGCUCUCCUACCGCUCUGUGGAUAUCCGGAAGAGCCUGCAGCUGGAGGAGCUGCUUGCUCGCGAGCAGCUGGAGUACACCAUAGAGGAGGAGGUGGCCAAACAGACCAUCCGCAUGUGGCUGAAGAAGUGUCUGAAGCGCAUCCGGGCUAAACAGCAGCAAUCCUGCAGUAUUAUCCACAGCCUGAGAGAGAGCCAACAGCAAGAGCUGAGCAGGUUCCUGAAUCCUCCCAGCAUUGAGACCACUCAGCCCAGUGAGGACGCACACGCCAACAGUCAGGAUCACAAUACACAACCUGAGACAAGCAGCCAGCAGCAGCUUCUGAGCCCUACUUUGUCGGACCGUGGAGGAAGCCAGCAAGGUGGAACUGAAAUUGGGAAGCCCCAGAGGAAACUGGGACAGUGGCGGCUGCCAUCUGCACCAAGACCAACAAGCCAGCCAGAUCAACCCCCAGUCAACACAUGGUCGGGAGGGAGAACAACAAUGAAAUCAGUUGUAUGCAAGAUGAACCCAAUGCCAGACACGGCUUCCUGUGGCUCCGAGGUUAAGAAGUGGUGGACAAGACAGCUGACCGUGGAGAGUGAUGAAAGUGGUGACGACCUUCUGGACAUUUAGAUGGCAGAAGGAGGUCUAGUGGUGAAAAUUCUGUUCUAAUAUUUCCCUUCAUCACCCAGUGAAUAAUUCAUAAUCUAUAUACAAUCUCAUUCCAAUUUGGCACAAGAUUUUUUUAAACUGAUU